CUGAUGGGUGAAGCGCGCCGCUGCCAUACAAUCCUGUGAACAGGCGGUGACACCAGAGACAAGGUGACGGUAGGGGCGGGGCCCGGGAGGGGAGACGAGCCGGGGGCUGCACGGUGACAUCGCCUGGAGGCCAGUGCCCGGGACAUGCAGGAUGGACGGGCGCUAUCACCGAGCCGCCCGGGACGGCUUCCUGGACGUGCUGAAGGAGGCGACCCGGAGAGAUCUCAACUCGCCUGAUGAGGAUGGCAUGACCCCGACUCUGUGGGCGGCUUAUCAUGGACACUUGGGGGCGCUGCGGGUCAUCGUCAGCCGAGGGGGAGAUCCAGAUAAAUGUGACAUUUGGGGAAACACACCUUUACAUCUGUCUGCUGCCAAUGGUCAUCUGAAUUGCCUAUCCUUUCUGGUGUCCUUUGGGGCCAAUAUUUGGUGUCUGGAUAAUGAUUAUCACACCCCUCUGGAUAUGGCAGCCACCAAGGGGCACAUGGAGUGUGUACGCUAUCUGGAUUCCAUUGCAGCCAAGCAAAAUAGUUUAAAUCCCAAGUUGGUGUCUAAACUGAAGGACCGAGCUUUCCGAGAGGCAGAGAAACGUAUCCGAGACUGUGCAAAACUGCAACGCAAGCACCACGAGCGUAUGGAGCGGCGUUACCGCAAGGAGAUGUCUGACCAUUCUGAUACAAUGAGCUUCUCCAGUUUCUCAAGCUCAGUAAGCCAACGCUUCCCGAGUGCCACACUGCUUGCUACCAUGCCAUAUUCACAUGCUGCAGGCGCCACAAAGGGCAAAACUAAGAUGCAAAAGAAGCUGGAAAGAAGGAAGCAGAAUGAUGGGACUUUUAAGAUAUAUGAAGAUGGUAGAAAAAGUGUGCGCUCGCUCUCUGGACUUCAACUAGGUAGUGACGUAAUGUUUGUGAAGCAGGGAACUUAUGCAAGCCCCAGGGACAGAGGUCGCCAACACCUUCGUGAUAUGUUUUCACAUGAAGAAGAUUCAAUGUCUAGAGCUGUAAGUGACCCUGGACUUCAUUUAGAGUCAGCCCACUCUGAGGUUAGCACAGAUUCUGGGCAUGACUCUUUGUUUACUAGACCAGGCCUUGGUACCAUGGUAUUCAGGAGGAACUAUCUUAGCAGUGGGUUGUUUGGCGUUGGAAGACAAGAAGAAAAUGCACUCAAUAUAGGAGGUGGGGAGGUUAAGCUACGCAGCCGACUAAAACGCUCUUCAAGUCUAGAUGAUAGCAUUGGCAGUGCUAGCAGUUUGGAGGCAAGAAAUGAGCAGGAGCUACCAUGGGAAGAUGGAGAAUUAGGAUUAGAUGAUGAUGAGGAGCCUGACACCACUCCACUGGAGACUUUUUUAGCCUCCCUACAGAUGUCCGAACUGGUCUCCCUGCUUCAGGAUGAGAAGAUUGACCUGGCAGCUCUCACACUCUGCUCAGACCAUGACUUGAAAAGUAUACGAAUCCCACUUGGACAACGCAAGAAAAUCCUAGAUGGCAUUCAGAGGAGAAAACAGGCACUGGAGAGACCCAUGUCCAUGGAAGACACUGAGCUAUAGUGGAAUCAAGCAAGACCCAACUACAGUGCCAGAUAUAUCAUUCAUUAGCCUAGAGACUGACCCACGCCAAAUGUUUGCCACACAAGGAGAUGUGUUACUCUCCAUAGCCUCAUGGUUCAUUCAGGUGCCAAGACAAUUACUUCUGUACUCAAGGAAUUUCAGAAUCCACAGUGUGAUGUGUUUUAAAACAUGCAGAAAAAUCUGCGCAACUCUAUAUUCUUAGUGAUAUAUAUAUAUAUAUUUUUUUUUUCUUUUCACUGUAUAUACGUAUGUAUAUUUCACCGGUCAAGAGAACAAAAGGAGAAUGUUGCCAGACGCCCCGUCAAGAAUUACAACAUAGUUCCAUUAAAGUAAAAAGAACAGUGUUGAGGUUGCUACACUGUGUCUGACUGGGUGUGGAAAUGUCUCUAAAAAAGUUGGCAAGGCUGCUUUACUUUGCCUGGAGCUUCUGCCUCACCCUAGGUUCUGACACUGAUCAGAAAUGCAAUUACUAAUCUCAUACAAGCCCUUUUUGAGUCAAUCUCUUGCGCAUAUUUGACAUGCAGGAUUUAAAGCUGCAGAUUUUAUGCUGCAGAUUUCAAUGUAAACAAAAAUACUUAAUGGAGCUUCAAAUCCACAACAUCAAAUCCUGCGCAUCAAAUCUGGUGUAAAAUAAAUGUUUAUUAAUAUGCUAAUGAGGGUGUUCAGUGCACCGAGGAUAUUACUUUACCCCUAGGUGAACUAAUUUACCCUCACACUGCUGUAAAACACCCUCUUCAUGAAUAUUAAUCUGGCCCUAGGGGUAAAGUAGUGCCUCCCCCGUACAUUGAACACCCUCAUUAGCAUAUUAGUAAACAUUUAUUUUACACAAAUACACUGCAUCGGAGAGGAAUAAUAAAGGUACCUUGUUAAUCAGUGUCAGUUUCCCUUUAGACAACUUAUUCUCAGGCAGAUUUCUAUGUCUGACAAAAGUUUACACUAUAAAGUUCCACUCUUUAGUGUGCUAUUUGCCAUGUGGCUUGUUUUGUUUAUUCUACAGACACCAGUGAUACAGGGGAAACAAUGGGGAACAUUUAUCAAAACCUGUCCAGACGAAAAGUUACUGAGUUGUCCAUUACAACCAAUCAGAUCGCUUCUUUCUGAAAAGGCCUGUGAAAAAUAAAAAUCUGAUUGGUUGCUAUGGGCAACUCAGCAACUUUUCUUCUGGACAGGUUUUGAUAAAUCCCCCCCAAUAUUUAAGUGAAAUACAAAGGAUUUAUGAUCAAUGUCCCCUGUCUCUGAAAUUGUUGUCACCAUCUUAUUAUAGAUCAGUCCAUGCCCUUACACAAUUCGAAAUGGUAGACAUUUUGUGGAAGAUUUAUCAAAAACUGUGCUAAGAAAAAGUUGGCCAGUUGCCAAUAGCAACCAAUCAGAUUGCCUCUUUCAUUUAUUAAAAGGCCUCUAAAAAUGAAAUAAGCAAUCUGAUUGGUUGCUAUUGGCAAAUGGCCAACCUUUCCUCUGCAUAAAUCUCCCCCUACAUUUUCAGUCAACCAAAAUAUGACAUUCUGCGUUCAUGUAAAUAUGGAUUUGUGUGCUAUUUCAUAUUUAUAGGAGCCUAGGAAGCUGACAUCUGGGAUAAUGGCCUUGUGCUAGCAUCUGGAGAGUCAUCAUUAUGUUACCCCCUUUUUUUUUUUUUACUCUUUACUAGAUAGGCACAAGGACAGCUUAGAUCUCAUUACAUCCUUUUAAUGUGAUAACUUGAUUAGCAGUGAAAUAUUGAAGCUAAAACCAGAUAUUUUUUGAAUAUUGAUGCCCAAUUAUACUAGUGGAUGCUACGUGAUAUUGAAAGCCAGAUGAGCCUGUGUUAUUAAUUACAAAGGUUUCCACCAUUCUUAUAAAACCUGGAAUUGUAUCUUGAAAUGCAUGAGUUAUUAACCCUGAUGAAGGUCCCAGUGUAGGAGCACCAAAACGCAUAGUAUGGUACAAACUUAAGAGUACUACUACAUGUACUCCAAUGCUUUACAUCGAUGUCCAGGGUCAAUUAUACUUUGAUUCAUUUUCUCCCUGGUAAGAAGAACUCACUCGGUGCUGGUCUUCAGUAGAUUUGCUCCUAUAUUAGCACCACUCUACCAGGUUAUUGGCCUGUUUACUUGACUCCACAUUUCUUUGUAAGUUAUGCAUAUGUCAUUGCAAUAGGAUGCACCUUUCUGUUUAAUUUACAGAUUUUUUUGAGUAUUGAUGUGCAAUAAUAUGAGUGGAUGCGAUGUAUGUGAUGUGAAGUACCCGUAUAGAACAAUUUAGAUCUCAACAUCCUGUUACUGUGAUAACUUUAAUGGCAAUGGAAUAUUGGAAUUAAAGGGAAAAUUACUUACUGCUUAAAUCAGGUUUUUAUGUUAACCAUAUUUUUGAAACAUUUUUGGUAAUGCUUUUUCCAUUUUUAUAUCAAUAUUAUAAAAUAAUUGUGAAAUCUUGCAGUUUCUAUUCUGGCUACUAUCCUAAAACUAAGUUGAUACUUCUAGUUCUGUACAGCAAAUUUUCUAUCAGUGCUUUUUUAUCAGCACAGACAGGAGUUCAGUAAAAGGUGAUACCAGUAGAUAACAAGGCUACACACAAAAGCUGUUGUGCACAGAUCAGCCUCUCUCUUCCUGUGGAAUGACCUCUGAAAAGUUAACUGAGCUUUUCCAUACAUGUGAAUGGGACAGCUUCAUUUUAUUGCCUAUGUCCAUGGGUCCUGCUGUAAAGUGUAUCUCUAAAUCUCUAAAUGCUGUUAAAAAAAAUCUCAGGCAAGAUUGCAGCCCCCCUAUAAUAAUGUACAAAGAAUAAUACACUAUUCUAGAAGUUAUUAAAAUCCCUGAUAUGCUUCCAACAGCAAGUAACAUGAACGUUGACUAAAGAAUCCUCUGGGCCUAACCUGCAGCUACACGGAAAAAUGUUUGACCCAUUUAAGAUCCUUGAAACAUGAGCCUGUUGUGAAGGGCAGGGAUAAGUGCAGCCCUGAGCUCACCUACAGCCACUUCUUCUCUCUACCUGAGGAGUAAAUCUCCUAAGCGAUGAAUCCUCAACUGGGCAGUGGUCCAUGUUCUGAGUAAGUACAGUGAUGUAACAAGGUGUAAACAAUGAACAAAACACUGUAUAAACAUUAGAGAAACAGGUCAGGAUUCAGAGGGAUAACAAACAAAAUGCAAGAAAGUAAACACGUAAUAAACACACAAACUGAUUGGAGAGUGGUAAAAAGAGUGGUCAAACAAGAAGAGUAGUCAAACAAGCCAGGUCCAAACAGAGAGCAGCAAAAGUACCAAAUCAAUAGGCAGAGAACGGUAGUGUCACAAACUGAGGUCGGAAUAUACAGAUUUAAAACAGACAAGGAAUAUACAAGAGCGAGUGCAGAAGAACUGAAUACAAUCAAGGAGUGAGCAGACCAGCUAGGUAUUUAUAUGCACCUGAGAAGCAGGGGUCAAGUCCUGGAAAAAAAAAGUGUGGGAACUAACCCAAGAUUACUAAUACAACACCCCCCCCCCCCCCCACACACACACACACACACUUUGCGCAAAAAACAAAAAAAAACAUCCAAGCUAAAACUUGACAUCCUGCAUGGUACCAGGCUGGCUUCUUAAAGGCCCCAGGCAUACAGCUGCCUACGGUUUAUAAGAGUUUAGUAACAGGGCAAGACUCAUUGCUCAGUCACAGAUUUUAACUGUAUACACAUUAUUUUUUUUAUAGCAGGUUAACCUUCUGUGUUAUCCUACUAGGGGGCUGUUCACAUCACCAUCUAACGCUUUGAAUAUACAAAAUGGGUUGCCAGCACAUGCUGUGGUGUACUGGCAGUGGUCUAUUUCACUUUUUAUUUCAACUAAUGACUAAGUAUUAGUCCAUUCCCUGCAUGUAUGUUAACUUUGCAGCACUGUAAAGCACAGCAGACCACACUUUUUAGUCACACUAAGUAAACAUAUGCAUGCAGAAAAUGAACUAAACAUAGACACUAGCCCUUGACUAUGUUUAGGCCACUAAAGUAAAUGAGGGCAUUGCCACUACACCGCAGUAUAUGUUGACAGAAUAUAUACCCUAAGUGUAAGGAUAAAUCGUGGUGUGAAUAUAUAGGACCCUAUAAAGUAGCCUGAGAAGGAGAGAACAGAGGUAACUACUGCCCUUUACCCCCACUUCUACUCAGACCAAAUAAACUAUUACAUACAGUUACAUCAGGUGACGUCUUCUCUGAUCAGAGUCGGUUAUUUACCUUUUCUUCUUCAUCUGGCUCAGAAUGUCAUGAUGGUUAAUUCCAGACACAACUCAUCUCCACAGAACCUGCAAGACAAACAUUUUAGACUCUGCACUUUUCCUGCACCUAUAGUGCCCCAAACAGUAAUAAUGCCCCCCCUGUAGAGAUAACCAACCCUCCUGUAUAGCUCCUAUAUGGCAGUAGGCCCCAACUGAAGUUAGUUACCAUCACAGUCCGGGGCUGUUCUGCUCCUCAUUGGCGGGCAGCGGAGGGCCCGGUGUAUUCUAGCAGACGUGACUGUCUCAACACGUCUAUCCCAGCAGCCAUUGCUCUGUUAAAGUGGUAGAGAGCGGCUGCAUUCCUAAUGUGGCGGUGACGGCCCUUGGGUGACUGUCACUGUAACAAAUUAUCUUUCUGAUAACAAACUGUAACAAACGCUUCAUAGAAUUAAGGACACAGCCCAUUUUGGCAUUGAAGACACAAAAAGUUUCCUUUUUCUUUCAUUUUGAUUUUUUCCUCCUCGCAUUCUAAGAGCUAUAACUAAUUUUGCCAUCCACAGACCCAUAAGAGGCUUGUUUUUGCACGACCAAUUGUACUUUGUAAUGGCAUCACUCAUUACAUAACCUGACCAUAAUCUCUUCAAAAAGGAAGAGAACUUAUCUGUUAACAGCUAUUUUGUGGUUCUUACUCAGUACAAGGUAGGGUGCUGGUUGGCUAGAGGCCUUUAACAUGAGUCCUCAUGCACACAUCCAACAUUAAUCUUAUUUAAAAACUGACUCUUCAGUUAUCACUGCUAUAGCACUAGAAUCAACCCAAUUACCCCAAACUAUAAAUGUAAUACAGUAUAUAAAAAUAACAAUAAAUAAUUCAAAUAAAAAUAUAACCAAUAAACCCACCAUAAAGUGACUAUAUGGUGGUCAAUCAUAUAUACCUGCUCUACACAAGUGUUCUUCAAACUAUACAAAAGAAUACUGUGCUGGUCAAAUGCAGUCACUAGCAGAAUACCCAAAAAUGAUAUCCCGUAAGGUGACGUCUUCUUUGAGUAAAGUUGGAAAGUUUAUAUUUCUUCUCUAUCUGGCUGAUCUAUCUGAUGCAGAUGAAGAAGAAAAGGAGACUUAGGAUACUUCAUCUGUGAGUCAGGGGAGAUGAUUGUCAAGCAUUCUACCUGUGACUUCAUGACCACUUCUUAUGAUUGCUGCUGAGAUCUUUGAGAUAUCUUUGGCCCCACUUUUCUGCUGCCAUCUUUAGCUUUUAUUACAGCACAACCCCCUUCACAUCCAUUAACACUGCCAUAAUGCUGCUAUCACAAAUGCUGCUAUCACAAAAACAUACCAAGAGUGCCCAAUGCUGCCAAAUACAAUACUGUCAAAUAAAUAUGCCUGCAGCAUAGACCUCAGAAUUAAUGUACACCCCAUUACCACAUUCCAAGAGCCAUAACUUUUUUUAUAAUUUUUUUUUUGUGAUUUUGCAGCUGAGUAGGUGUGUGUUUUUUUUUUUUUUGCAGCAGAAGUUUAAGCUUUUAAUAGCACAGUUUUAAGGGCCCAUAUAAUUUAAAGGGGUUUAAAUGAAAGUUAGUUUAGUUCAUAAUAUAGUGCCUGUACCAGUGUUUGAUGGAUGGUCUCACAAUUCAUAUGUGAUCUUUGCCCUGAUGUUCAUUUUUUUCUGCAUGCAAAAUGCGUGUAGUCUCAGGUUUUUCCAGGUUGCAGUGCGGCCCAAGAAAUUACAUCAAUAGUCAGGCGUUGAAAUCGAGACUGCUUUUAUUUCAGUGGUUGGAGCGGCUGCUGGGGGGAAGGGGGACCAUUCUUCACAGGGCUGCAGCUGCACUGUAAUGCUUGGAGUGGCUGAUGUGUGGGAGGGAGAAAAAUGACCUCACACUUACAAACAAGGGACCCUGGGACUUGUAAUUGAAGGGAAGAAACUCCAACAGGAAAUAGCCAUUUCACAAAAAGAUAGCAGAAGUGUUUUAGCGGACUCACAACACCGCCAUUUAACAUUAAAACAAGCAUGGAUCCUUCCUAAGCAUUUCCAUUACUGUCUGGCAGGUAAGUACUAAAGUCGCCUUAUGGUGGCUAACCCCUUUAAUUGACUCCUAUUACAUUUUUUCAUCAGGAGGAAAUAGUAAAUCUAUCAGCAAAAAUAGUGUGUAAUAGAAUACUGGUAUGGAGGAAUCACCCAUAAACUGUGGCCAACUACAGUUUUAUAUGACAUGGUGGAAAGGGUUUAAGAUAGAAUUACAAUUGAUGGCUCUUAUGUAGUAAUCUCCCAGCAGGUCCUGAAAGUCUGCUUGCUUGGAUUUGGAGUUUGUAGUUCACCAACAAAUGAAGGGUAAACAGGCAUUGGCAAAGAGGAUUAUUUACUUUUUUUUGCAGGAGACACACUUUAUUUUUCUUAGCAAUCUGCUACCAGGCUCUUUCUCCUUGGUUUUCUUGAGGAUGGCAAUGAAUCUUGCUACCAAUAGUUCUUUCUGCAUCCCAAGUCCAGGAUGUGGGCAAGCAGCAGGCAUAUGCUUAAUGUGUUCACACAGAAGCAGGCAACAAAAAGCUGUACAAUAGUAGGAUUGCAUGGGGGCUGCGGUGAUGUACAGGAGGCAGGGCCCAUGGAAGGAGUAGAAAAAUCCUGCCGCACCAAAACAAGAUCAAGAACAAUCAAGGUCUUCUCAUCUGUAAUGCACACAUUAUUUUUAUGUAUAUGUAUAUAUAUAUAUAUAUAUAUAUAUAGUACACAUACAUAUUACGUAGUUUCUUAUAUUGAUAUUCCAAUAUAAAUUUAAAAAAUUACAACUUGUAAAGGGUGAAAAUAAAUAAAUAAUAAAACUAUUAUGGAUAAAAAAAAAUAGCAUACUCAUCUAACGUUAAAAAUGUCAUCAGGGGAGAGUUUCAUCAGGGGAAGUAAACAGAUGCCGUAGGAGUGGACUGGAGGUGUGGCGCUGCAUUUAUCAUAGUGACUAUGCUGUAUUUUAUUAUUAUUUAAAACCCCUCGAAGGCUCCCAUUUUCUUUUCUGGUUCUCCAGGCAAAGUGACAGGCCAUCAGUCAGUUUUUCUUGGAAAGCCCCUUUAAAUCAGUAAACAUAGAAUUGAAUCAAGCUGAAGCUUAUGCUGCUUGGAUGAAAGAUUGGUGGCCAACAGAGCAUUUUUAUUGAAGACUUACUUCUGUUCACUUGGUUCAGAAGCCCAUCUGGUUCAUGAAGCAUAAUCUGCCAUAAUGUUUUGUUGGGACUUGCAUGAUUGUUAUCAUUGUGUCUCUUUAUGACUGGAUAAAUAGUGUUUUAGUGGGAGGCUUACAUUUUAUAAUAUUUAUAAUAGACGCAGUAACUCAACUCACUCACUGUAACAAUACUCUUAAUGUGCAAUUUUUUUUAUCAUCAUGUCAUUUUAAUGUACAUAUCCUUCACUGAUUUAUUUUUUUAUGUAUCUAUAUAGAAGAUAAAGCUUCAAAUCGCCAACAUUGACAUACAGCAGGUUUAAUAGAUACCAAUUUAGCUACAAGGAGGGGAUUAGAAACCUACUGCAUACUGUGUUUUAUAAUGGAUUCAGUGUAUGGUGCUGUGAAAAGUAUUUACCCCUCAUUUCUUCUAUUUCUGCUAAUUUGUCACAUUUAAAUGUUUUAAACCAUCCAGCUAAUUUUAACCUCUUAAAGACCAGAAAAUGUUAAUAUUUUAAGAGCCAUAACUCUUUUAGUGUUCCUUCGGUUGGGCUGUAUGAGGAUUUUUUUGCAAAACCAAAGAAUACUUUUAAAGACAAAGGAGAAACUGUGCGCACCUCGUGCAGAUCGUCAAAAGGAAACUGGUGAUGUGAAGGUGGAAUAGUUGGCACCUUACCCAGCAGUGUUAUGCGAAGAGCAUAACAUCUCAAAGGGCGUAGAUUAUAAACCAUGUUCGCAGCCUCCAGGUCCCUCCGUUGUUCUAGGAAUUGAUCACUGGUGAUAGAUCCAUGUAGGAGCAGUACUAUGUACCAGAAAAAUGGGACAUUUAACGGGGCGCUGAACGCAAGCAAGUAGAGCCCUUGAGUUCAGCACCCUGUUAGAUGUCCAAUUUUUCUGGUACAUAGUACUGUUCCUACAUGUAAAAAAUACUUUUAGGGCCAGUUCACACCUCAUUUUUUGCUUCAGAUUUUGCUGCCCAUUGACCUUAAUAUUAAAGUGUAAACACAUACUUUAAGCUAUUUUAAUCAAUGCAGUAUAAUUCUCAAAUGGGAUGAAGCAACUGGAACAGUUCUCUUUUAAAAUGGCGGCAACAUUUUAAAGGAGAACUGUGCUGAAAAUUGUUUCAUUUCCCCUGUGUCCAGGCUGCAAAAAAAAAAAAAAUUCACCUUCCUACGUUCUCCUGUUGUGCCAAUAUCUACUUCCCGGUCCUCCGGUGCUGGUCUUCUUCCUGCUUCAUGGGCUUGGUGACUCAUACUGCGCUCAGCGUAUCACUGGCUGCAGCAAUGUCCUGCCUUGGCCGGUGAUGAGCUGAGCGCACUGUCAUGUAAGGAGCCUGUGCCCUGCCUUCUCCUUUCUGCCCGGGCUCCUUACAUGACAGUGCAGUCAGCCUAUCACCUGCUGACAUCGCUGCAAUAUGCUGAG
Hyla sarda is the source of this 10280-nucleotide messenger RNA. It is a transcript of the gene USH1G, whose product is annotated as USH1 protein network component sans. Gene Ontology annotation, biological process: sensory perception of light stimulus; equilibrioception; sensory perception of sound. The transcript has 4 exons. Bases 152 to 1543 code for a protein of 463 amino acids. Lineage: Eukaryota; Metazoa; Chordata; Amphibia; Anura; Hylidae. The record is from RefSeq and is a predicted model, not a curated record. Gene Ontology annotation, molecular function: protein binding.